AUGAGGGAAGAGGACAAGGACAAGGACAAGGAAAAAAAGGACAAGGAAAAGGAGGGCACGGACGUGUCUCACCAAGGCACCAGCGGCGAGCAGCAGACCAGCGGCCAGAGUGGUGGCGGCCAAGGCAGCAACACGAGUUACCAAAACAGCAACGGCAAUGGCAGUGCCGGUGACCAGGGCGGCGGCGGCGGUGCCAGUGAGCAGGGCGGCAGCAGCCCUGGUACCCAGGGCAACAACGAGACCCAGGGCAACAACAGCCAGAACCAGAGAGACAACCAGGAGAGCAACAACAAGAACAAGGAUGGCAACGAGGAUGGCAACAACGGGACCCAGAGCAACAACCAGGACAGCAGCAGCACGGACCAGGGCAGCAACGGCACCAGCAGCAGCACGGACCAGGGCAGCAACGGCGCCAGCAGCAGCAAGACCCAGACCAACGCAAGGACAAGAACCAUGGUGGGUGACAACGGGGACAGCAACAACGUGGACCAGGGUAAGAAGAACCAGGACAGCAACAACAGCCAGGACCAGGGCAACAACGUGGGCAGCAAAGACACAAACCAGGGCAGCAACACCGAGAACCAGGACAGGAACACAGAGAACCAGGGCAGUAACGGCGAUAACCGGUCCAACAGCCAGGGCAAUCAAAUGAGCUCACCCACAAAUCAAAACGUAUCACCACAAUUAACUUCCUCCACUGCCUCCACUGCUGAGGGCGACAGCGGUUUAGGCGAUGGAGAAAGCCCUGGAGAGGAAGAAGAUGGGGCUGAAGAAGGCAACGAUGCCUCCUCCUUCAAUAAGGAGAGAGAGAAGAGCAUUCCUUCUCCCCCCAGGGGCCAGUCGGAGAGCAGCCACUUCUUCGCCUAUCUGGUGACCACGGCCAUCAUCGUUGCUGCCUUAUACGUAGCAUAUCACAACAAACGCAAGAUCAUUGCUUUUGCUCUGGAAGGGAAAAGAUCGAAAAGUGGUCGACGGCCCAAAUCUGGCGAUUAUCAGAGACUGGAUCAAAAGAUCUAG
Messenger RNA from Nipponia nippon (crested ibis), 1017 nucleotides. The record is from RefSeq and is a predicted model, not a curated record. Lineage: Eukaryota; Metazoa; Chordata; Aves; Pelecaniformes; Threskiornithidae.